GGGAUGAGGCCCGUGCUCUCUUUGUGUCUGAACCUGGCCCUGGCCUGGGCCUCUGCUUCUCCUCAAACAGUCUGCCGACUGCGGGAGCGUUUCCGUCUGAAUGGGAUGUACCGCAAGGGUGACGUGGUUCUUGGGGGGCUGUUUGAGAUGCACUUCCAGACAGUGUUUCCUGAGCUGUCUUUCACAUCCAAGCCAGAACAGCCAUGGUGUGAGAGGCUUGAUUAUGCAGCAUUCCAGGCAGUGCAGACCAUGGUCUUUGCAAUUGAAGAAAUCAACAAAAACCCAGACCUGCUGCCCAACACCACCCUGGGAUUCCAUCUCUAUGACAACUGCGUGACACUUGGUGUUGCAUUCCGUGCAGCCACAGCGCUGGUCAGCGGUACAGAGGAGUCCUUCUCUGACUUGGGAUGCACAGGUUCUCCCCCCGUUCUUGGCAUGGUGGGUGAUUCAAGCUCCACCAACUCCAUCGCCAUCUCCAGUGUGCUGGGCCUGUUUCGUGUUCCCAUGGUGAGCUACUGUGCCACAUGUUCCUGCCUGAGUGACAGACUGAAGUAUCCCUCCUUCUUCAGAACCAUCCCCAGUGAUGCCUUCCAGGUCAGAGCCAUGGUGCAGAUCCUAGAGCGGUACGGCUGGAAGUGGGUGGGAUUCCUCUUCAGCAAUAGCGAUUAUGGGGUUCACGCGGCCCAGGCCUUCCACCAGGAGGUCAGCCGCUUUGGCUGUGUGGCCUUCUCCGAAAUGCUGCCCAGCGACAACGACCAAGCUGAGGUGCAACGGAUUGUGGGCAUCAUUCGCCGCUCCACAGUGAAGGUGGUGGCAGUGUUUUCCACGGAGGCAAACCUGCUUUCCCUCGCUGAGGAAAUCAGCAUGCAGAACCUGACGGGGCGACAGUGGAUUGCCAGUGAGGCCUGGGCCACCUCGACUAUAAUACUCACACCUGAGAAGCUUCCCUUCCUGGGCGGGGCCCUGGGCAUCGCCAUUCGUAGGGGAGAUAUCCCGGGGCUCCAGGACUUCCUGCUUAGUCUCCGUCCUGACUUUGAGCCUGGCAACAACAUGGUGAACAUGUUUUGGGAGGAGAUGUUCAGCUGUAGCUUCAAAGCAGACUCCCCCGGCAGGGUGUGCACGGGACAGGAGAGUCUGGAGGGCACAGAGUCAGCGUACAGUGACGUGUCAGCACUCAGGCACUCUUACAAUGCUUACAAAGCAGUGUACGCCCUGGCACAUGCCCUGCAUGAUCUGCUGCAGUGCACACCUGGGACAGGGCCCUUCCCAGGACACUCCUGUGCUGAGCUGCACACUCUGCAACCCUGGCAGCUGCUGCACUACAUGCAAAGUGUUAAAUUUACCACCAGCUUUGGUGACCAAGUGUCCUUUGAUGAAAAUGGUGAUGCCCUGGCCAUCUAUGAUGUGAUGAACUGGCAGAGGACAGCAGACGGGACCGUCAGAGCCGUGACAGUUGGGGUGUUUGACGAAUCCGCCCCUCCUGGACAGAAGCUUCAGAUGGAGGAAGGAAAGAUCUUCUGGAAUUUUGAGUCACAUGAACACCCGCACUCCAUCUGUAGUGAGCCCUGCCCCCCAGGCACCAGGAGGGCAAUAAGGAAGGGCGAGCCAGUCUGCUGCUUUGACUGCCUUCCCUGUGCAGAUGGGGAGAUCAGCAACCAGACAGAUUCCAGCGAGUGCUACAGGUGUCCAGUGGACUUUUGGUCAAACCAACUUCGAGAUCGAUGUGUACCCAAGGAAAUCGAGUUCCUCUCCUUCCAGGAACCCCUGGGGAUCUCCCUGACAACUAUCUCAGUGUUGGGGGCGUGUAUCUGCGGAGUUACCCUGUCCGUGUUUGCUCGUCACAGUAACACACCGGUGGUGAGUUACUUUGCCACAUGUUCCUGCCUGAGUGACAGACAGCAGUAUCCCUCCUUCUUCAGAACCAUCCCCAGUGAUGCCUUCCAGGUCAGAGCCAUGGUGCAGAUCCUGCAGAGGUACGGCUGGAAGUGGGUGGGACUCCUCUUUAGCGAUGAUGAUUAUGGGGUGCAUGCAGCCCAAUCCUUCCACCAGGAGGUCAGCCGCUUUGGCUGUGUGGCCUUCUCCGAAAUGUUGCCCAGCAACAACGACCAAGCUGAGGUGCAACGGAUUGUGGGCAUCAUUCGCCGUUCCACAGCGAAGGUGGUGGCAGUGUUUUCCACGGAGGCAAACCUGCUUUCUCUCGCUGAGGAAAUCAGCAUGCAGAACCUGACGGGGCGACAGUGGAUUGCCAGUGAGGCCUGGGCCACCUCGACCAUCUUACUCAUACCUGAGAUGUUGCCCUUCCUGGGCGGGGCCCUGGGCAUCGCCAUUCGUAGGGGAGAUAUCCCGGGGCUCCAGGACUUCCUGCUCAGUCUUCGCCCUGACUUUGACCCUGGAAACAACAUGGUGAACAUGUUUUGGGAGGAGAUGUUCAGUUGUAGGUUCAAAGCAGACUCUCCCGGCAGGGUGUGCACGGGUCAGGAGAGUCUGGAGGGCACAGAGUCAGCGUACAGUGACGUGUCUGCGCUCCGGCAGUCUUACAAUGUCUACAAAGCGGUGUACGCCCUGGCACAUGCCCUGCAUGAUCUGCUGCUGUGCACGCCUGGGACAGGGCCCUUCCCAGGACACUCCUGUGCUGAGCUGCACACUCUGCAACCCUGGCAGCUGCUGCACUACAUGCAAAGGGUUAACUUUACCACCAGCUUUGGUGACCAAGUGUCCUUUGACAAAAAUGGUGAUGCCCUGGCCAUCUAUGAUGUGAUGAACUGGCAGAGGACAGCAGACGGGACCGUCAGAGCCGUGACAGUUGGGGUGUUUGACGAAUCCGCCCCUCCUGGACAGAAGCUCCUGCUGGAGGAAGAAAACAUCUUCUGGAAUUUUGAGUCACAUGAACCCCCACGCUCCAUCUGCAGUGAGCCCUGCCCCCCAGGCACCAGGACAGCAAUACGGAAGAGUGAGCCAGUCUGCUGCUUUGACUGCCUUCCCUGUGCAGAUGGGGAGAUCAGCAACCAGACAGAUUCCAGUGAGUGCUACAGGUGUCCAGUGGACUUUUGGUCAAACCAACUUCGAGACCGCUGUGUACCCAAGGAAAUUGAGUUUCUCUCCUUCCAGGAACCCCUGGGGAUCUCCCUGACAACCAUCUCAGUGUUGGGGGCGUGCAUCUGCGCAGUUACCGUAUCCAUAUUUGCCCGCCACAGGAACACACCAGUAGUGAAGGCAAACAAUUCUGAGCUGAGCUUCCUGCUGCUGCUGUCACUCACAUUGUGCUUCCUGUGCUCCCUGCUGUUCAUUGGCCAGCCCCAACGGUGGACCUGCCAGCUGAGGCAUGCUGCAUUUGGGAUCAGUUUUGCCCUCAGCAUCUCCUGCAUCCUGGUCAAGACCAUCGUGGUGGUGAUGGCCUUCAAGGCUGCGCGACCAGGCGGGAAUACGAUGAAGUGGUUUGGUGUACAGCAGCAGAGGGGCACUGUGCUGGCCUUCACCAUCAUCCAGGCAGUGAUUUGCGUGGCAUGGCUGACCGCUGCUUCACCGGUGCCCUACAAAAACACCCGCUUACAGAACUCUAAGAUCAUCUAUGAGUGUGCGGUUGGGUCAAUAGCCGGGUUCAGUGCUCUGCUGGGCUACAUUGGCCUGCUGGCAGCCAGCAGUUUCUUGCUGGCCUUCCUGGCAAGAAAUCUGCCUGACAACUUCAACGAGGCCAAGUUCAUUACCUUCAGCAUGCUCAUCUUCUGUGCUGUCUGGAUCUCCUUUGUCCCCGCCUAUGUCAGCUCUCCAGGAAAGUACUCAGAUGCAGUGGAGAUAUUCGCCAUCUUGGCCUCCAGCUUCGGGCUCCUGGGAGCGAUAUUUGCCCCAAAAUGCUACAUUAUCCUGCUGCAUCCAGAGAAAAACACCAAGAAGGCCCUGAUGGGACGAGAUGCUCCAAAGCAGUGAAUGUUUUUUUAAUACUUAUUUAAAAUGUCAUUACCGUUAUAAAUCUAUGAACCUAUCUGUUUUAAAUAUGUAUUGAUAUAUGACUUGUACUGAAAUUAUGUAAAUCCAAUGACAUGCACCAACAUAAAAGCAAUAAAGAUCAUUGAUUUUUAUUGAGUAUUCAUUAAUUAGAGUGAUUUAAAUCUA
Messenger RNA from Anguilla anguilla (European eel), 4110 nucleotides. Its product is annotated as extracellular calcium-sensing receptor-like. The record is from RefSeq and is a predicted model, not a curated record. Gene Ontology annotation, biological process: G protein-coupled receptor signaling pathway. Gene Ontology annotation, cellular component: membrane. The transcript has 10 exons. Gene Ontology annotation, molecular function: G protein-coupled receptor activity. NCBI's taxonomy places the organism in Eukaryota, Metazoa, Chordata, Actinopteri, Anguilliformes, Anguillidae. The coding region runs from base 4 to 3924 and encodes 1306 amino acids.